Fusarium musae is the source of this 900-nucleotide messenger RNA. RefSeq lists its product as uncharacterized. The coding region runs from base 1 to 900 and encodes 299 amino acids. The record is from RefSeq and is a predicted model, not a curated record. Lineage: Eukaryota; Fungi; Ascomycota; Sordariomycetes; Hypocreales; Nectriaceae. The transcript has 2 exons.
AUGGAGGGCCCCAGCGAAGCUUUGGACUACUCACUUGUUGCGUUUGUUGCGAUUCAGAUUAGGCUGUCUGGUGAAGUUGGCGUGUCUUACGACGAGGCCAUUGAGCUAUACAACCAUGCACUAUCCAAGGUCAUUCAAGCCCUGUCACAGAAAAAGCCUCUCAAUCUUGAACCUAAGCUUUGGCGAGAGCACAUUGGCCCCUGGGCUGCCCCUGAUUCCUUCGGUGCACUGCUCGACAUGACUAUUGACAUCCCGUCAGUCAUGGCUGAGGCUUAUACGUUUGCUUCAAGUGAUAAGGCAGAUGGUGAAGAAUUGUCAAGAUACAUCGAUCUUCUAACCGAGAAGUUCUAUCUUCUUCAGAAUUGGCGAGCUCUCGUACAUCGUAACAUCGCGGCACGCAACCAAACCCCGCUGUUCUGGUCUGUCCCCUCCAGAGCGAGUAAUCCAGCAGACGAAGGAUAUCCAGAUAAGCUAUUUCCAUUCGCCCUGAUGUUUUCAUCUGUGGAGGGUGCCAGUCCAUGGAUUCUAUGCUCCAGCAUCAUGUUAGAUAUCAUCGAGACAAUUCUGCUGCUGCGCGCAAAGGCUGCAAGCCCAGGUGUUUCUGUAUCCCCUGGCGAGUGCCCCGAUGAUGGCUCUAUACAUAAGGGCUCACCGACCCAGGCAGAUGCUGACUAUAUCGCGCGUAUGAUGUGCCAAAGUAUCGAGUAUUGCUAUCGGAGUGAGAAUGGCACAUUCGGUCCGCAGAUAACAUGCAAUGCUCAAACGACUAUGCUGGGAUAUUUUGCGGGUCGGGGCAUGAAGAGGGAGCUUGAGUGGUGCCGGGCGAUUAAAUACAUGAAGGGACCUGGGACGAGUUUUGGAAUUGAUCUGAUGCAGUUCAAGAAACCACCAGAGCUAUAG